UGACCAAAGUUGAGAGACAAUGGAUGAGCUCACCAUCCUCUUGUGCAUUGCGCUCUCCAUUCCUCUCAUCAUCUUCUUUAUGCUCAAACGUCAUGGCGGGCGCCAGAAACUCCCACCUGGUCCGCCAGCCCUGCUGUUCAUAGCCAAGUUGUUGUUGAUGCUUAAGAGCCCGAUCUACCAUUUGGGCCCUGUGCUACGCAGCUUGCAUGCCCGCUACGGCCCCAUCGUCUCCGUCUGUCUCGGGCGAACCUUCGUUUUCGUGGCCGACCACCACCUCACGCAUAGCGCCCUCGUCAAGGGCGGCGGCAACUUCGACACCCGCCCACCGCCCAGCAAGCUUUUUACCCUGUUUUUAGGGGGCUCCAUGUCCGCCUCUCCCCUUGGGCCCUAUUUUCGUCUGGUCCGCCGCAACCUGCACUCCCAGGCGCUGCACCCGUCCCGCGUCAGGCUCUUGGCGCCGGUCAGGCAGCGCGUGUGCGACGCGCUCGUUGGCUCGCUGCGCCGCGAUCGCGAUGCAGCGUCCCAGGGCAUUGUUACGGUGAGGCCGUUGAUGGCGCGCUGUUUGUUCGAUCUGCUCACGAGCAUGACAUUCGGCGUCACGCUUGGCCAAGAGGCGCUGGACGAGAUGCAACAGAUGCAGCUCCAGAUUUCCGACGGCAUCAGCAGGUUCCCCGUCUUAUCCAUCUUCCAGCCCAUCACCAAGAGGCUACUGCGGAAGGAGUGGGCGCUGAACGUGGCGCUACGGGAGAGGCAGAAGGGGCUGAUGCUGCCGCUGAUCCACGCGCGCCGCGGCCACGAUGGCGCUCAAUGCUACGCCGACUCCCUCCUCGAGCUGCGUGUGGCAGAAGAAGGCGGUCGCCCGCUCACGGACGACGAGAUGGUAAGCCUCUGCUCCGAGUUCAUGAUUGCCUCAACCGACACUUCAGUGGCCUUGCUGGAGUGGAUCAUGGCGGACCUCGUAAACCACCCCGACGUCCAAGCCAAGUUGUACGAGGAGGUGAGGGGCAAGCCUGAGCUCAGCGAGGAGGAGCUGAGCGGGAUGCCAUACCUCAAAGCCAUCGUGCUGGAGGCGCUGCGGCUGCACCCUACGGCACACUUAGUCUUCCCGCACGGCGUGCAGAGCGACACAGAGAUUGGUGGAUACAUGGUGCCCAAGGGCGUCGACAUCAACUUCUUGGUGUCCGACUUUGGGCUUGACGAGACCGUGUGGCCGGCGGCGCGGGAGUUCCGGCCUGAGCGGUUCUUGCACGACCACGGCGUGGACAUCACGUGUACCAAGGAGAUCAAGAUGGCUCCUUUUGGUGCCGGUCGAAGGAUGUGCCCGGGCUACGUGCUCGCCACACUGCAUGCGGAGUACUUCGUGGGCAGCCUCGUGAGGGAGUUCCAAUGGCUGCCGCCAGGUGGACAAGACACUGUCGACAUGACGGAGGAGCUAGCUAUGGCCAUCAACAUGAAGCACCCGCUCCGUGCUCGCAUCAUCCCAAGGGCUUAAUUAUUGGAUACUCGAUCAGGACGACAUGAUAAUAAGAAACCACCUCCUAGUCCUCUUAAUUUCGUCGCAUCAUGUGUUUUUUUUGUCUAUGUUUCAGUAUACUGUAGCUUUUCAGCCUGUGUAUGGCAACAGUCUGAAACUCGUCAGGUUAGAUUUGGUCAAUUCUGUUUGGGUAAGUUAUUACUUGUCCUAGUCGUUGCCUGUAACGCUAGGACCGAGUCCAUUGGCUCCACGUUCUGCCGGAUCAUGGGGAUCGAGCACAUUUGCUUGUAAUAAUAAAUAAAAGAAUAAAAGGGGAGAAAGAAACCAGAAAAGCUGUGACGAUUUAAGCAGCA
This is a messenger RNA of Triticum dicoccoides, 1827 nucleotides long. Its product is annotated as cytochrome P450 89A2-like. The coding region runs from base 20 to 1492 and encodes 490 amino acids. The transcript has a single exon. Gene Ontology annotation, cellular component: membrane. Gene Ontology annotation, molecular function: oxidoreductase activity, acting on paired donors, with incorporation or reduction of molecular oxygen, NAD(P)H as one donor, and incorporation of one atom of oxygen; iron ion binding; heme binding. Lineage: Eukaryota; Viridiplantae; Streptophyta; Magnoliopsida; Poales; Poaceae. The record is from RefSeq and is a predicted model, not a curated record.